AUGUCGGGAGGUGCUAGUGACAAUGUCCUAUCCCUCACUACCGACGAGUUGAAAGAGAAGAUUGCCGAGGAAGUCGGAAGGGCAAUUGAAGUUAGCCUACCAAGAUUUAUGGAAAGGAUGCAAAACACCUUACUUUUGACUAUGGAGGAAAAGAUUGGUGAAUUAAGAGAAGACCUUACCAGUGAUAGAGGCAAGGCUAAAGAAAAGAAAGGUUGUUCUUACAACAAGUUUAUGGCGUGUAAACCCCCGAUCUUCAAUGGAGAGGUAGACCCAAUUGCUUGUCAAAGGUGGAUAAGCGAUAUAGAGGGUGUUUUCGAACGAACGCAUUGUGAUGAAAGCGAUUUUGUGGCUUAUGGAACUGGCCAACCUAAAGGCCAAGCCAAGGAUUGGUGGGACAACCUCAGGAAUGAAAGGGGUGUCGAAGCAACAAGGGCAAUGACUUGGGAGGAUUUUAAAACACCAUUCCUCAAACAUCAUAGCCCCAAGGCGGUAAUCAAUAAGAUAAAAGAAGAAUUCAUGCAAUUGAGGCAAAAGGGUGAAACCGUUGAUAAAAUUACGGGGAUAUUUUUGGAUAAGCUCAAGUUUUGUGAUGAGUUGGUUAAAACCGAAGAACAGAAAAUCUAUUACUAUCAUACCAUGCUGAGGGCUGAAUAUAGGGAGUUUAUGACUCCCUCACAUUACCAAAGCCUUACCGAUAUAAUCAAUGCAGCGCGGGAACGCGAGAUUGAACUAAAAAGGCAAGUUGAAAGAGGUGAGAGGAAGGCCUUGGAUGAAAACCCGAGUCCCACAAAGAAGUCUAAGGUAGCUGAAUCUUCGAAGAAAGGAAGUGCAAAAGGAGGUUCUCCGAGUUGCAAAAUAUGUGGAUGUGCUCAUAAAGGUGAAUGUUACUUUAAGAACAAACCUUGCGUUGCAUGUGGUAAGACGGGGCAUGGGGUUUUAAACUGCCCAGACAAAGUGACGGUGUGUUAUAAGUGCUAUCAGCCGGGUCAUAAAAAGUCAGAAUGUCCGGAACUAACGGGAAAGAAAGAGAGUGCUGACUCCAAAAAUGAAACCCCAAAAGCUAAGGCAAUGUCGUUCCAAAUCACCGCUGCUGAAGCGAAGAUGGAACCAGAUGUGGUUACAUGUAUAUUUAUUGUAAAUUCUGUCCUUGCACGUGUUUUGUUUGAUACGGGUGCGAAUAAGUCUUUUGUUUCUCAUAGAUUUAUCCAAAACCCUUUGUUUACAUUAACUAAAUUGCCUAUGCCAAUGGAAGUAGAAGUAGGUAAUACCAAAAGUUUCAUUGUUUGUGAUAUAUGUCGGGAAUGCAAACUGGACAUCGAUGGCGAGGAAUACUCUAUUGAUCUAAUACCCAUGUCCAUGGGUGAAUUUCAAGUGGUAGUCGGAAUGGACUGGUUGUCUCGGUACCACGCUAAGGUGAUAUGCUUACGUAAGGAGAUACACUUAACGUCUCCAAGCGGGAAGCGUGUCAUCAUCUACGGGGAGAAGGCUUGUAAUCCCAUGAUAUGUUCUAUGAUAGAAGCUCACAAGUUUAUACUACACGGGUGUAAGGCAUAUUUAACUUAUGUGCGUGAUGUGGAAAAAGAGACACCAAGAAUUGAAGACGAACCAGUGGUUUGUGAAUACAAAGACGUCUUUCCCGAGGAUCUUCCGUGA
Molecule: messenger RNA, 1653 nt
Organism: Helianthus annuus (common sunflower)
Lineage: Eukaryota; Viridiplantae; Streptophyta; Magnoliopsida; Asterales; Asteraceae
Exons: 1
Coding region: 1-1653 (550 amino acids)
Molecular function (GO): zinc ion binding; nucleic acid binding
Source: RefSeq, a predicted model, not a curated record